GAUCCGCCUUCUGAGUGAGCUGCCCAGUCUUCUCGUCCAUGGAGCCAGCGGUUCCCCCCUGACCAUCGAUGUGUCACAUCCGACUGUGCUUCCAUCUGCCCUCCCGCCCCUCCUCCAACCAUCUGCCCGCUCAGCCUUCAGCUGGUGCUCCGCUCGCCGCUGCCUUUCCUCCCGCGCAUCUCUCCCUGGUGCCACAGCAGCCAAGUGUGCGUCUAAUCUGAAGAACAUUUACACGGUGCAGACAGUGCAGAUAUUCUGGAGUGUAUACAAUAAUAUUCCUCCUGUGACUAGCCUGCCUUUGAGAUGUAGUUAUCACUUAAUGAGAGGAGAGAGGCUACCGCUUUGGGAAGAGAAAAGUAAUGCACAGGUUGGCGUAUGGAAGAUGAAAGUUCCCAAGGAUAGCACGUCCACAGUUUGGAAAGAGUUGUCAUUAGCGACUGUCGGGGAACAGUUCACAGACUGUGCGGCUGCAGAUGACAAAGUCACAGGAGUUAAUGUCGGCAUUCGGGACCGAGAAGAUGCCAUCCAAAUCUGGAAUGUAAAUGCCUCUUUAGUGGGCGAAGCAACCAUUUUAGAAAAGAUCUAUGAACUUCUGCCACACAUAUCUUUUAAAGCAGUAUUUUAUAAACCCCAUGAAGAGCAUCAUGCUUUUGAAGGUGGACGUGGAAAGCACUAAUUGCACUCUGUAAAGAAUUCUUUGUCCUUUGCUGAUUGGUUUUGGAAACGGUCUUAACAGGAGGGAGAGUGGAGCGAAGACUUGCCGAAGCCUGAUGCUGGUCACUUUAGAGUGGGUUUCUGCGCGUGCAGACUGGGCGAUUAGGAUGGGGGAGACUGUGUGGGUUUCUACCGUCACAUUACUUGCUUUUUAAAUUUUUCCUUUUUGGCUUUCUGAAUUCUCUGUUCUUUUCACACUUUUUUUUUGCCCUUUAAAAUUCUUUAUUCAGUCUAAUUAUUGUUUUCUACACUUUAUUUUCUUUGAGGCACAAGAAAUUGGUUUCCCUUCAAGCAGCUCUGCUGUACCUAGCUAAUGAGAAUAUACACAAUCAUGACAAUACUGCUUUAGAAAACCACACUGUACUCAAGGAAUUCUGGCUUGGAGAAACCUGUCUUUUGACUAUUUAUUGUGACACAUUGCUGCACACUAUGCACCAGGCAUUGUUUUUUUUUUUCUGUCCCAGGGAAAAGACAAGCCAUACUUAAUCUGAUUUUGCACUGAAAACAUACACAUAUUUUAUUUCUUCUUUUUUUUAGUGAUCAAAAGAAAAUAUUAGAUGGGUUGUCUUACAUUAACCUGUAAUCACUGUUGGAUAUUAGAAUAGAAAUCAAGUCUAGAUCUCCAGGUCCUCUGGGAAACUUUCUAAUGAGGAAUUUAAUGUGGCCUUCUCAAAGGAAGGCAUCAGAUAGUACUGAGCAAUUUUUUUCCCAGUAGGAAAACUUCUGCUUCUGAUUUGAAGAUGAGGUGACGUACUUAUUGUGUUAAUCAAGCUUCUUCCAAGUAUGGGGCAUGUGUCCCUAUUUUGGUCUUCCAAAUUGAUUCAGACAACUUUGUUGGACGUUCUCCUUGUCCUGCUCACAUUCUGAUACACGAGUUCUCCCACCUGGAAGCUUCCCCUUUCCAUUUAGAAAUAGGAAGUUAAAUAUCAUUCCCAGGAGGAUGUGGGCAUGCAUCAAGUCAAAUCAUGUGAUUCACUCGAGCAAGUGAUAAUAAUAUGUUUACAUGGUCAUAUGUUACCAAAGAAAUGCCAGGUUUGGUCGAAGGAAACGGCUACCGCCUGACACCUGAGACUUGCCGCCAUGUGCCCAUUUCCUUCUCUUACUUUGCUCAGCCCUCUCUGCUCCUCCCUGAACAAGAGCAGGGCUGGCUGGAGACUCUCCUCCCUGCUGGCACAGCUUCUGGGAGCCCAGGGAGCUGGGGCAUGCUUCCACAUUUCACACAAGACUCGGAUGUUUAGAACUUUUUGUACCCGGGAUCUUUCAUGCCUCUUGCACUGUUGACCCACUCAGAGCAGGAAGAAGCAACUAUAAACAAAUGAAAACUUAUGUUCAGACAUUUGGGGGCAGUGGAGGGGGAGGGGCAUUGAGUCAUGCCCGUGGUGCUCAGGGGCUGUUCUUGGCUCUUGGUUCAGGGGUGACCCCUGGGGCACUUGAGGGAACCUAUUUCUACGCCAGAGAUUGGAGCCUGGGCCAGCUGUAUGGAAAGCUCACCUGACCCCCUCUGUUGUUUCUCUGGUAUCCCAUUCAAACGUUAAAAACUCUCAACAAUAUCCAUAUAUGAAACUGUGCCUUUCACUUGCUUUAGUAACCACAUUAGCCAUAACGACAAUAAUAGUUUUGUUUUUAAAUGCAUUGUUCCUAAGGCUGAGCUUUUUUAAGACAUCUCAAAAUGAGGUAUAAAGAUUUCAGACCCAUUUUUCAAAAGUCUGGAGCUUGUUUUUCUAAACAUGUACCAAUGCCUAAUCUGCUUUUAAAUUAUUCAUCAAGAUUUUUUAAAAAAAUUAUUCUGAACAUAAAUUAAAAAUUCUUUUUACAAUAUUUUUUCUGCUGGAUUACAAAAAAGAUAUUGUUGACUUCAUUAUACUGUCACCUAUUUUUCAUAAGUUAGUGGAUCUUGAAAUAUUUUUAUUUUUGAACUCAACACAUUGUGAUAAUGUUUGACUUCUGCAUGUAUGUCACCUUUGAAGUUAAAAAAAAUAAUAAAACAGGAAUCUUAGGAUCA
Molecule: messenger RNA, 2716 nt
Organism: Sorex araneus (European shrew)
Lineage: Eukaryota; Metazoa; Chordata; Mammalia; Eulipotyphla; Soricidae
Gene: EIF4E3
Product: eukaryotic translation initiation factor 4E family member 3
Exons: 7
Coding region: 320-676 (118 amino acids)
Biological process (GO): translational initiation
Cellular component (GO): eukaryotic translation initiation factor 4F complex
Molecular function (GO): translation initiation factor activity; RNA 7-methylguanosine cap binding
Source: RefSeq, a predicted model, not a curated record